Pieris macdunnoughi is the source of this 2871-nucleotide messenger RNA. Lineage: Eukaryota; Metazoa; Arthropoda; Insecta; Lepidoptera; Pieridae. The record is from the annotation of a GenBank genome assembly.
AUGUAUGUGAAAGUUGAAACUGAACGAUUGAUAUUUAUCAGGUUAAACCAGGCAAAACUCCGUCCCGAGGAAUACAUUCAUCUUCGGGAUGCCAUUAAUGCUGAUGGAAAUGCACAGAAUGUUGGCAGAAAAACUAUUCUCCCAGCAACAUACGUCGGAAGUCCGCGACAUAUGCAUGAAUAUGCUCAAGAUGCUAUGUCCUAUGUACGACAUUAUGGCACACCAGAUUUGUUUAUCACGUUCACAUGCAAUCCAAAGUGGACAGAAAUUCAAAAAGAAUUAUUUAAUAGCCAAUCACCUAUUGAUCGCCACGAUAUCACUGCAAGGGUGUUCAAAAUGAAAUUAAAAUCACUCAUGGAUUUUAUUGUUAAGCAUCGCGUGUUCGGCGAGACGCGCUGUUGGAUGUACUCAGUUGAGUGGCAAAAACGCGGAUUGCCACAUGCACAUAUCCUCAUUUGGUUGGUUGAGAGGAUAAGACCGAAUGAAAUUGAUAAUGUGAUAUCAGCAGAAAUUCCCGAUAAUAAUGAAGACCCACUAUUACAUGAGGUUAUAACAAAAAAUAUGAUACAUGGUCCAUGUGGAAUAUUAAAUCCCAUUUCUCCGUGUAUGGUUGAAGGAAAAUGUUCAAAACGCUACCCAAGACAAUUAGUAGCAGAAACUAUUACUGGAAAUGAUGGAUAUCCACUUUAUCGCCGCCGAUCCAUUGAGGACAAUGGAAAGUCAACAAUAGUCAAAGUAAAUCGACAGGACAUUGAAAUUGAUAAUUGUUGGGUUGUUCCGUUUUCGCCAUUACUCUGCAAGGCAUAUAAAGCACACAUAAACGUAGAAUUUUGCCAUUCCGUAAAAUCUAUCAAAUACAUUUGCAAGUAUGUGAACAAAGGUAGUGACAUGGCUGUCUUCGGAGUUGCUGCUGAAAAUUCAAAUGAUGAAGUCACUCAAUAUCAAAUGGGCCGCUAUGUUAGUAGUAACGAAGGCAUGUGGCGUAUAUUUUCGUUUCCUAUACAUGAACGACACCCUACUGUUGUUCACUUGGCCGUACAUUUGGAAAAUGGUCAACGGGUGUAUUUUACAGAUGCAAACGUAUUACAACGAGUUGACAGGCCACCAUCGACAACAUUAACCAGCUUCUUUGAAAUGUGCCAGAAUGACGAUUUUGCCAGAACGCUACUUUACUCCGAAAUGCCAAGAUAUUAUACCUGGAAUCAAUCAUCAAAACAAUUUCAACGACGAAAACGAGGACAGCCAGUUCCAGGUUACCCACGAGUAUUUUCCACCGAUGCACUAGGUCGUCUUUAUGCAGUCCAUCCCAGUCAAGACGAGUGUUUUUAUUUGCGUUUACUGUUAGUCAAUGUUCGUGGUCCAACAUCAUUCAAACAUCUGCGAACUAUUAAUGGUGUAUUGUGUGGCACAUACAGAGAAGCCUGUCAACAUUUGGGAUUGUUAGAGAAUGACACUCAUUGGGACCACACUCUCGAAGAUGCUGUGAUUUCGUCAAAUGCUAAACAAAUACGAACAUUAUUUUCUAUAAUUUUGUCUACAUGCUUCCCAUCAACACCGACUGAUUUAUGGCAUAAAUACAAAGAUCAUAUGGCGGAAGAUAUAUUGCAUCAGAUGCGUCUUAGAACAUCGAAUGCAGAUUUGCAAAUGAACGAAGAAAUUCACAAUGAAGCAUUAAUUUUAAUUGAGGACAUGUGCUUGAUGCUUACCAACAAAUUAUUAACACAAAUAGGAAUGAUAGCACCCAAUCGCCCAAUGCACGACCCAUUUGAUCAAGAAUUGAGACGCGAAGCCCAAUACGAUUCCGAAACAUUACGAGAAAUGGUUGAUAGAACAGUUCCCCUUUUAAAUCAACAACAAAAAUAUGCCUACGAUACGCUCAUGAAAGUAGUGAACGAUGGAACUGGCGGAUUUUAUUUUUUAGAUGCUCCCGGAGGAACUGGGAAAACUUUUUUGUUAUCAUUGAUUUUGGCAACGAUUCGAUCGCAAAAUGGAAUUGCACUAGCCCUAGCUUCAUCAGGUAUUGCAGCUACGUUGUUGGAAGGCGGUCGAACAGCUCAUUCAGCUCUCAAGCUGCCGUUGAACCUUCAAAUUAAUGAAACUCCAACUUGCAACCUUUCGAGGAAUUCUGCGAUGGCCAAAGUGCUGCAGCAAACCAGAUUGAUCAUUUGGGAUGAAUGUACGAUGGCACACAAAAGAUCUUUGGAGGCAUUAGAUCGCUCGAUGCAAGAUUUACGAAAUAACAAAAACCUGUUUGGUGGUGCAAUGAUACUAUUGGCAGGUGAUUUUCGACAAAUAUUGCCAGUUGUUCCACGCUCAACGCCAGCUGAUGAACUGAAUGCAUGUUUGAAGUCGUCCAUUUUAUGGAAAUACAUUAAAACACUUAAAUUGAGUAUAAACAUGAGAGUCGAAUUGCAGGAAGACCAGUCUGGAGAAGUCUUUUCCAAACAACUGCUCGACAUUGGUAAUGGUAUUAUUGCUGUUGAUACAUCAUGUGGAUACAUUACAUUCCCUACCAAUUUUUGUAACUUUUGUGAAUCAAAGACUGAACUCAUGGAGAUGGUUUUCCCAAACAUUGCUCAAAAUUACGUAAAUCACGUUUGGUUAAGCGAACGUGUUAUAUUGGCCGCAAAAAAUGUUGAUGCGAAUGAAAUGAAUUUUCAGAUUCAAGAGAAAAUAGCUGGCGAAUUGAAGAAUUACAAAUCAGUAGAUUCCAUUACUAAUGAAGAUGAAGUUGUCAAUUAUCCAACAGAAUUUUUAAAUUCGCUGGAAUUGCCCGGCUUACCACCUCAUAAUCUGCAAUUAAAAAUCGGAUCAGUAAUUAUUAUGUUACGGAACAUAAACCAGCCACGUCUGUGUAACGGCUUGCGGUGA